AUGGCGCCGUUUAUUAGCACUGAACACCCACGUCGGACAUUCUCGUUCCAGGGUAAACUUCCAAGGCUUCCAAUUCCACCGCUUGAGGAUACGUGUAGGAGGUAUUUGAAGGCUCUGGAGGCGCUCCAGGAUGAGAAGGAGCAUGAGUUGACCGCAGCUGCUGUCAAGGAGUUCUUGGAGAAGGAUGGCCCGGAAAUUCAGAAGCGUUUGCGGGAUUGGGCGAAGGAUAAGGACAGUUAUAUUGAAGAGUUCUGGUAUGAGUCAUACCUAUCGCAUAGCGAUCCAGUUGUUCUGGCGCUGAAUCCCUUCUUCGUUCUUGAGAAUGACCCUACGCCGGAUCGGGGCACCCAACUUCCUAGGGCAGCUUCCCUUAUCGUAUCUUCCCUAGGAUUCAUCCACGAUUUACGUGCUGGCCUUCUUGAACCUGACACUGUUCGCGGAAUACCACUUGACAUGGAUCAAUAUUCCCGAUUAUUUGGAACAUCUAGGAUACCCACAGAUAGAGGGUGCAAAAUGGAAGUUCAUGCUGAGUCGAGACAUAUCGUCGUUCUUAGGCGGGGACAGUUCUACUGGUUUGACGUCCUUGACGACCACAACCUCCCUGUUCUAACCGAACGUGAAAUUUUGCGCAACUUGCACGGCAUCGUCACAGACGCAGACGUGACAGACCGAUCCGAGGUCGCUCGGGGUUCGAUCGGCGUCUUGUCAACUGAGAAUCGCAAGAUUUGGUCGGGUCUCCGCGUCAUGCUGGGCAAGGACAGAAACAACAAAGCAUGCCUUGAUAUUGUGGACAACGCGCUGUUUAUCGUGUGCUUGGACGACACUGCUCCGGAGAACUUGGCCGACUUGUGCAGCAACUUUUUGUGUGGGACUUAUAGUCUGCAGGAAGGAGAACAAGUGGGGACGUGUACUAACCGAUGGUAUGACAAGCUUCAAAUCAUUGUAUGUGCGGAUGGUGCAGCCGGAAUCAAUUUUGAACAUACAGGUGUAGACGGACACACCGUCCUGAGAUUCGCUGCAGACAUAUUCACGGAAGGACUCAUGCUCCUCGCACGCUCCAUCAACCCUUCAGCACCAACACUCUUCCAUGCGAAGCUCUCACCUCAUGCAAAGGCUUACAAAGCUCCACGCGGUUCCCAGAGCAACCCCGUCGACCGUAUCGACACCACGCCUAAGAAGCUUGAAUGGAGGCUUUCACCCGAAUUGCGUGCAGGGGUUCGGUUCGCUGAAACCAGGAUCAGCGACCUUAUUUGCCAGAACGACUGUCAGGCACUGGAGUUCAAGGGGUACGGGAAGAACUUUAUCACGAGCCACGGGUUCAGUCCCGAUGCGUUUGUGCAGAUGGCAUUUCAAGCGGCGUACUUCGGUCUCUAUGGGCGAAUUGAGUGUGUUUACGAGCCUGCGAUGACCAAAGCGUUCUUGCAUGGGCGCACGGAGGCAAUCAGGUCGGUUCAACCUGAGAGUGUUGAGUUCACGAAGAUAUUCUAUUCUGAAGCGGAACCCGCGCAGAAGGUCUCUUCCCUCAAGAAGGCUUGCGAAAACCACGUUAGACUUACGAGAGAGUGUAGUCAGGGGCUGGGGCAGGAUAGGCACCUUUACGCAUUGUACUGCCUCCUACAACGUCAGCUGGCUGGCAACCUCAAUCCAUCUCCAGACGAUCCUGCUCCAUGGCCUCCGAGCCAAAAGAUGCCCGCCAUAUUCACCGACCCUGGCUGGGCUCUCCUCAGCACGUCGAUUAUUUCCACUUCAAACUGUGGAAACCCUGCAUUGAGGUUGUUUGGGUUCGGUCCUGUCUCCGGCAAUGGCUACGGUAUAGGGUAUAUCAUCAAAGAAGAUGGAAUCUCUGUGUGUGCAUCCUCGAAGCACCUGCAGACACGCCGCUUUUUGAAUACGCUCCAAGGAUACCUGUAUGAUAUCCAGCGAAUACUUAUCCAGCUGCACCGGUCGGCGAAUGAAAACCCAGCACCGUUCGUUGACCAUUUGGGUAUUUUGAGGGACUCGAAGACAGGGCGACCUAUCAAUGGUGUAGACCUUUCUUCUGAUGAAGAUGAUGUGGCUUUGCCUGGGUAUUCAUUCUUUGACAGUGGGGACAUUGAAAGACUGGGGCGUAAGAAACCAUCGCCGUUCUCUGACAUCGGGAAAGUCAUACCUCUUGCGGAAUAUUGAGGGAUGUGUUAUGAUAUGCAGUUCAUGCUUCUCAUUCAUCUGUUGUAUGUAUAGUAGAAUGUAUACCUAUGUGUAACUCAUUAUUCGCCUGUAAUCCUCAUCUGAAACAUUAUUUGAACCUACAGAAAUUUACACACAUAUAGUCCAGAAAAGCGCCUAGGGUCAAAACAUUCUCAAAUUCCAAUCGAAUACAAGCGCUGCUGAAGAGGCUGUUGACGACUGUCUGAUCAGAAAGUGCUCUCCUGUGAUAAAUUCAGAAAAAUCGGGUUUAUAACCGUAGUCCAGUCCGCCGACCCGAAAGUCCUUUGAGCCUGUUAAAAGUUGACGGAGACGAAUCUCUGCCACACGUCCCCAACGAAAGAGAUUCCCCUUUAUCGACGACUGCCUGGGGCGACAAAGCAUGAAAAGUAAGUCAAGUUUACUGAUUACUUGGAUAGAAGGACGUGUUUCGUUUUCCCAGAUUGUGCUCUGGUUCGAGUGAAAGGUAAAAGUCUGCGGCGGAG
Messenger RNA from Laccaria bicolor S238N-H82, 2669 nucleotides. RefSeq lists its product as uncharacterized. The coding region runs from base 1 to 2166 and encodes 721 amino acids. Lineage: Eukaryota; Fungi; Basidiomycota; Agaricomycetes; Agaricales; Hydnangiaceae. Gene Ontology annotation, biological process: carnitine metabolic process. Gene Ontology annotation, cellular component: mitochondrion. The record is from RefSeq and is a predicted model, not a curated record. The transcript has 16 exons. Gene Ontology annotation, molecular function: carnitine O-acetyltransferase activity.